GUUUAAAUGACUGACUGUCAUUCUUCUCAUUCUCACGUCUCUUCCUGACAGAAGUGACAGAAAUCUCAGAGCUGCUGUUCAACACGACACUUCAGAGGAAGACAAAGACAGAAGUACAAACAUUCAGUGUUGGAGAUCAAACUGUUCAGAUCCAUCAUGGAUGAACCACAAACAUCUGGAGAUGACUGUUCUUUCCCAAGACACAGUUCAGUUCAUCAGAAGAGAUCAGAAGCAGAGUUCAGCUGUGUGUCUGUGAAGAGUGACGUGUCUAUGAUUCAGCCAUUAAAGUUUAACAGUGGAGAUUCACAGCCUGAUCUCAGUUCAGUUCAUCAGAAGAGAUCAGAAGCAGAGUUCAGCUGUGUGUCUGUGAAGAGUGACGUGUCUAUGAUUCAGCCAUUAAAGUUUAACAGUGGAGAUUCACAGCCUGAUCUCAGUUCAGUUCAUCAAAAGAGAUCAGAAGAAGAGUCCAGCUGUGUGUCUGUAAAGAUUGAUGUGUCUAUGGUUUGUCAAGAACAAUUCAAGAGUGGAGAUACACGGCCUGCUCUCAGCCAUGAAGUCCUCAAAACCUUUAGAUCAAAUCUGCUGAAGAAGUUUGCGUGUCUGUAUGAGGGAACAGCGAUGCAGGGAACCCCAACACUGCUGAAUGAGAUCUACACAGAGCUCUACAUCACAGAGAGUGAGAGAGGAGAGAUCAGUAAUGAACAUGAGGUGAGACAGAUUGAGACACAAUCCAGGAGAGAAGCAACAAAGGACACAGCCAUCAAAUGCACUGACAUCUUUAGACCUUUACCUGGACAAGACAAAGCCAUCAGAACUGUGCUGACAAAGGGAGUCGCUGGCAUUGGAAAAACAGUCUCUGUGCAGAAGUUCAUCCUGGACUGGGCUGAAGGGAAAGAGAAUCAGGAUGUCCAGCUCAUAUUUCCACUUCCUUUCAGAGAAAUCAACCUGAUGAAGGACAAAACGCUCAGUCUUUCAAGUCUUCUUAAUUUAUUUUUCAAAGAAACUAAAGAAAUGGAGAUAUUCAGUGAUGAAUAUAAAGUGUUGUUCAUCUUUGAUGGUCUGGAUGAGUGUCGUCUGUCUCUGGACUUUAAGAGUAAAGUGAAACUGUGUAAUAUAUCUGAAUCAGCAUCAGUGGAUGUGCUGCUGAUCAACCUCAUUGUAGGGAAUCUGCUUCCCUCUGCUCUCAUCUGGAUCACCUCCAGACCAGCAGCAGUUGAUCUCGUCCCCUCUGAGUGUGUCCAUCGAGUGACAGAGGUACGAGGCUUCAAUGAGCCACAGAAGGAGGAAUACUUCAGGAAGAGAAUCAGUGAUCAGAGUCUGGCCGAGAGGAUCAUCUCACACCUGAAGUCUUCAAGGAGCCUCUUCAUCAUGUGCCACAUCCCUGUCUUCUGCUGGAUCUCAGCCACUGUUCUGGAGAAGAUGUUGAGUGAAGCAGAGAGUGGAGAGAUUCCCAAGACUCUCACUCAGAUGUACACACACUUCCUGAUCCUUCAGACCAACAUCAAACAUCAGAAGGACUAUGAGAAGAAGGUGACAGAUGAAGAAAUUAUCCUCAAACUGGGGAAACUGGCUUUCCAGCAGCUUGUGAAAGGGAACCUGAUCUUCUAUGAUGAAGACCUGAGAGAGUGUGGCAUUGAUGAGACAGAAGCAUCAGUUUACUCAGGAUUGUGCACUCAGAUCUUCAGAGAAGAGUUGGGCUUGUAUCAGGGGAAAGUCUUCUGCUUUGUUCAUCUGAGCCUUCAGGAACAUCUAGCAGCUCUAUAUGUGCACCUCUCCUUUACAAUGAAGAGGAGAAAUGUGUUUGACCAAACCAAACAGAGUCUUGUGUCUAAGAUUUUUAACCAGAAGAAAUAUAAUUCAUUAUAUGAGCUGCAUCAGAAAGGUUUAAUAAAGGCCUUAAAGAGUAAGAAUGGUGAGCUGGAUCUUUUCUUGCGUUUUCUUCUGGGUCUCUCAGUGGAGUCCAAUCAGACUCUCUUACGAAAAUUACUGACACAGACAGGAAGCUGCUCCUUCAAAAAAGAUGAAACAGUUCAGUUCAUCAAGCAGAAGAUCAGAGAGAAUCACUCUCCACAAAAAUCCAUCAAUCUGUUUCACUGUCUGAAUGAACUGGGUGAUGAUUCACUGAUGCAGGAGAUCCAAUUUUAUCUGAAAUCUGGAGAAAUAAGAGAAACCAAACUCUCCUCUUCACAGUGGUCAGCUCUGGUUUAUGUAUUGCUGUCAUCAGAGAAGAAGAUUGAUGUGUUUGAUCUCAAACAGUUUAUUGGAGCACAACACACAGCAGAUGAAGUUCUUCAGAAUCUGUUUCCUGUGGUUAAAGAAUCCAGAUCAGUUCGGCUAUGUGGAUGUAAUCUCACUGCUCAAUCUUGUGGAAGUUUGUCUUUAGCUCUACAGUCCUCAAAAUCAAACAUACUGAGAGAGCUGGACCUGAGUAACAAUGACCUGCAGGAUUCUGGAGUGAAGCUGCUUUCAGAUGGACUGAAGAGUGCAAACUGUCAGCUGGAGAUUCUGAUGCUAUGUGGAUGUAAUCUCACUGCUCAUACUUGUGGAAGUUUGUCUUCAGCUCUACAAUCCUCAAACUCAAACAUCCUGAGAGAGCUGGACCUGAGUAACAAUGACCUGAAGGAUUUUGGAGUGAAGCUUCUUUCUGAUGGACUGAAGAGCCCAAACUGUAAGCUGGAGAUUCUGAGGCUUUGUGGAUGUAAUCUCACUGCUCAGUCUUGUGGAAGUUUGUCUUCAGCUCUACAAUCCUCAAACUCAAACAUCCUGAGAGAGCUCGACCUGAGUACCAAUGACCUGAAGGAUUCUGGAGUAAAGCUUCUUUCUGAUGGACUGAAGAGUCCAAACUGUCAGCUGGAGAUUCUGAAAUUGUCUGGCUGUAUGGUGACAGAGGAAGGCUGUGGUUUUGUGUCUUCAGCUCUGAGUUCAAACCCUACACACCUGAGAGAACUUGAUCUGAGCUACAAUCACCCGGGAGAUUCAGGAGUCAAGCUUCUCUCUGGAAAACUGGAGGACUCAAACUGCUCAUUGGACAAACUGAAUGUGUAUCAUGGAGGAGAAUCCAGGAUUACAGCAGGACUAAAUAAAUAUGCCUGUUUUCUCACACUGGAUCCAAACACAGCACACACUGAUCUUAGUCUGUCUGAGAAUAACAGAGAGGUGACAGGUGUGGAAGAGAAACAGCCUUAUCCUGAUCAUCCAGAGAGAUUUGAUGUGUGUCAGGUGUUGUGUAGAGAGAGUGUGUGUGGACGGUGUUACUGGGAGAUUGAGUGGAGUGGAUAUAAUGGUGUGUGUAUAUCAGUGUCAUAUAAGAGCAUCAGCAGGAAGGGAGCUGGUGAUAUGUGUUGGUUUGGAUAUAAUGAUCAGUCUUGGAGUUUGACCUGCUCUUCCUCCAGUUUCUCAUUCAGAUUUAAUAACAUAAAGACUAAUCUCCCUGUGAAGUCCAUCAGCAGGAGAAUAGGAGUGUAUGAUAAUGAUUAUAUCAGUAGAAUAGGAGUGUAUGUGGAUCACAGAGCAGGAACUCUGUCCUUCUACAGCGUCUCUGACACAAUGAGCCUCAUCCAUACAGUCCAGACCACAUUCACUCAGCCGCUCUAUCCUGGGUUUGGUGUUUAUUAUGAAUCAUCAGUGAAACUGUGUUGAUGAAUCAGAGACUGAUGAGAGAUUCUACCCAUAAUGCUUUGAGCUGCAUGAUAAAUCAGUGAUAUGAAUCUAUUUAUGACAUUAAUACUCAUUGAACAUUCCAACAUCUGGCAUGAAGCAUUAUUAACCAUUACCCCUCUGUAAAAAAGUAGGGCAUCUGCAAUGGCUGGAAAGUCAAAAUCAGAGAACCAUGUAAGCCCCACAACACAGAGAUAACUGUUAACUUAUAUAAAAAUGGCACAGUCAUGGUACAGGGAAAUUUUAAAACAUUCCAGACUGACUACAGUGCAAUGAUGAAACAAGAAAAAGCCCUAUUAUCUAAAUAUCUAUCAUCUGAGCAGAAUACACAGAGCAGUAGCCCAGAUCUCAAGCCCAUGCCUGCAGAGAGCCCGGCCCAGCACCCUUCAUCUCCCCUGCUCAAAUCUAUACCUGUACUCCAGGAGCACUUCACAAGGCUGGAGAUGGUGCAGCUCUGAGAAACCGUACUCAGACAGGACCAUCACCCCGAACUCGGGCAAAACUCAAGAGCACAUUACACAGAGACUGCCAGCCCUCACACAGCAACUCAAAUGUUUACAGACAGAGAAGGACAGUUAUCAGAAAGAGCUGGCCACACUGAGACUCCAGAUACAGGAAAGAGAGCAUCUCACACUAGAGAUGAGGCAGACACUUAGAGAGAUACAGGAGGAGAGAGAGCAGCAGCACAGUGAGAUCCAGGCCCUGAAAGAGCAGGUGAGAGAGCUGCUCCUGACCAGACAAGAACUAGAGCAGAUUCACAGAGCUCAAACACUGCCCUCCAGCCCAGAGACACCUGACCCAGAACAUUCACAGUCACCACAGCGCCUCCGGUCAAUCACAACACCAGCAGCACCCAUCUAACAGCAGCCCAGCACCCACCAGCACACAACUGACAGAAAUAGCCCUGCUCAUCGAUUCAAAUGGGAAAUUCAUUGACAAAGAAACUCUUCCCCUGAAACAGAGCUGUGAAACACUGGUGUCCCAACACAGACAAAGCCCUGGAGCUUCUGACAGAAUCUCAGCUUGGCCGUCCCAGCUACAUCAUCAUCCACAAGGGCACCAAUGACCUGCGGAGCCAGCAGGACAGAGUGUCCGAUUCCCUCAGAGCUGUUGUGGACAAAGCAAGACACACUUUCCCCAACUCAAAAAUCAUCCUCUCCACUCUGCUUCAGAGAAAAGACUUCCAUCCAAACACAAUCAAUAAGAUAAAUGCUCACAUCUCCAGACACUGCCCUUGUACCUAAUGUCUACUUGGCACACCACCCAGACUUAAGCGAAGACCGUCUAUACGAUCAUGUCCGCCUAUAUAUAAAAAUCUAGUACAUAUCCUGGCAAAAAGACGUCACUCUAAACAGGACAAAAACCAGACCAGCCCCAGGUGGAGCAGAACCAGCCCUAACCCAGCCAAACCAGCAACACAAAGCUCAAGAGAGAGCAUCCCAGCCAGCACUUUAUCUAGAGUGUUCCGACAGACAGAGGCUGCUCCACAGAAACUUGCUGUGUCGCUAUCACAAUCUAUAGACUGAGGCACCUAUAUUUGAAUGCCAGCUCUCCAGGCCAACAAAUACACAAACUCUUAAAUGCAUACAAACAUACAUGUGACUAACCACGGAAAGUAGGGACACAAGUCGGUUCUGGGGCAUUUUGAGUCAUUCACAGAUUCUGAAAGUGUAGUUUGUCAGUAAUUUAUCUU
Molecule: messenger RNA, 5350 nt
Organism: Carassius auratus (goldfish)
Lineage: Eukaryota; Metazoa; Chordata; Actinopteri; Cypriniformes; Cyprinidae
Product: NACHT, LRR and PYD domains-containing protein 12-like
Exons: 12
Coding region: 157-3639 (1160 amino acids)
Molecular function (GO): protein binding
Source: RefSeq, a predicted model, not a curated record